Messenger RNA from Platichthys flesus (European flounder), 3646 nucleotides. Its product is annotated as zinc finger and BTB domain-containing protein 7C. The transcript has 4 exons. The record is from RefSeq and is a predicted model, not a curated record. Gene Ontology annotation, biological process: regulation of transcription by RNA polymerase II. NCBI's taxonomy places the organism in Eukaryota, Metazoa, Chordata, Actinopteri, Pleuronectiformes, Pleuronectidae. Bases 359 to 2365 code for a protein of 668 amino acids. Gene Ontology annotation, molecular function: protein binding; DNA-binding transcription factor activity, RNA polymerase II-specific; RNA polymerase II cis-regulatory region sequence-specific DNA binding.
GCCACACGCUCUCCGCUUCUCCUCCGCCGCGCUGCUCCUGCCGCUCUCCUCUGGAUAUUCAUCCCUGGGUCGUUUUAUAUAUAUCUUUUUUUCUUUUUUUGUAUUAUUCUUAUGAAUGGGCAGCCGUGGCCGGUGUGAGGAGCUUGUGAAUGGACUGACUGACUGACUGACAGUCUGGCAAGAAGAGAGAGAAGGAGAGAGAGAGAGAGAGAGAGAGAGAGAGACAGCUGUGUUUCAAUUAAAGAGGGCAAUGCUGAGAGGUCAAGCGAGGAGCCGCGGAGCCUGGAAAUAAAACAAAACAAGACACGUGAGGGUCAUCGAGAAAGUGAAGAUUAUCACCAAAGACUAAGAGAGGAGGAUGGUUCAUCACAGAGAAGAGGACCUGAUAGGGAUCCCCUUCCCCAAUCACAGCAGCGACGUCCUCUGCAGCCUCAAUGAGCAGCGGCGUGAAGGGCUGCUCUGCGAUGUAAUCCUCAUCGUGGGUGACCAGGAGUACCGCACCCACCGCUCCGUCCUGGCCGCCUGCAGCCAGUACUUCAAGAAGCUCUUCACAGUUGCCACCACUGAUGGUGGAGAUCCCCAUCACACGGCGGCCGUUUACGAAAUUGACUUUGUGGCCCCGGACUCCCUCGCGGCCAUCCUGGAGUUUGCCUACACCUCCACUCUGACCGUGACGGCGUCCAACGUUAAAGAGAUCCUGAACGCGGCUCAGAUGCUGGAGAUCCCGUGCAUCAUCAACGUUUGCCUGGAGAUCAUGGACAGUGGGGGUGUAGAAGGCGGCGGUGGGAGGAGGGAGGAGGAGGAGGAGGAAGAGGAGGAUGGGGAGGAGGAGGAGGAGGAGGAGGAAGAAGAGGAAGAAGAUGAAGAGGAGGACAUGGGGUCGAGGAGGGAUGAGCAGGAUGAAGAGGAGGACAACGUCAGCGAGAGGUCACUGCAGUCGUCUGAGAGCCGAGGGGAGCAGACGCCUCCGGGGAUGGAGGAGUCGCAGCCUCCGAGCACCUCCACGUACCAGCAGCAGUUUGACGUGCACAGAGAGUCGCCACAGUCGCAGUCUCCAGACAACAUGAGGGCUAAACAGGAGAGUAUGGAGAGUCGGGCUCUGAAGGAUUUCUCCAUCGAGUCCCUCCUCCAGGAAGGGCUGUAUCCUCGCAUGUCAACACUGGAUCGGCGGACCAGCUUCUCCCCUCUCUUCCCCGGCUUCUACCCCUCCAUGUGGGCUGCAGAGUUCCCAGCAUUCCCUCAGCAGCUCCUGGACCCCGGCCACCAUCAACACCCCCAUGCAGGCGCCUCACUGCCAAUCCGGCUCCCCCAUGCAUUCUCCAACUCCACCCAGCGCGAGGCCUCCAGGCCCCUCGACCUCGCCGUGAAGAGAGAGAUCAUAAAGGAGGAGAUGAAAGAGGAAGUCCCGCCCAGUCUGCUCCACGGCGACUUCCUGAAGGAGUUUGUCAGCUCGGGCCUAGGCGGCACGGUGAACGCCGGGUCGGUGCCCUCAGAGGGUCACGCUCUGGGUCAGAUUAAGGACGAGGCCGACUUCCGCUCGUACCUGAGCUUCCUGAGCUCGGCUUCCCACCUGGGGGCGCUCUUCCCUCCCUGGCAGCUGGAGGAGGAGAGGAAGAUGAAGCCAAAGGCGUCACAGCAGUGUCCGAUCUGCAACAAGGUCAUCCAAGGAGCCGGGAAACUGCCACGACACAUGAGGACGCAUACGGGAGAGAAGCCAUACAUGUGCACUAUCUGUGAAGUACGAUUCACCAGACAAGACAAGCUGAAGAUCCACAUGAGGAAGCACACAGGCGAGCGCCCCUACAUCUGCCUCCACUGCAACUCCAAGUUUGUCCACAACUACGACCUGAAGAACCACCUGCGAAUCCACACGGGGGUCCGUCCCUAUCAGUGCGAGCACUGCUACAAAAGUUUCACGCGGUCCGACCACCUACAUCGACACAUCAAGAGGCAGAGCUGCCGAAUCUCCCGCCCCAGGCGAGGGCGAAAGCCGGCCGCCUGGCGGGCCACACCCAGCAGCAACUUCCUGUGCCCCCCCUCGACCACCACCAACCGCUUUGAAGAGAACGGGUUGAGCCCUGCGUACCAGGCGGUCAAGAGUCACGGACUGGGGGAGAUGGUCGGCCUCGGCAGUAGGGGUCUUGGCAUUAAGAGCUCGGGCAGGGAGAGCAGGGAGGAGCGGCGAGCAGAAGGGAAGCACGCCGCAGAGGAGGAGACGGCAGGAGACGGGAGGCAGAGAGGAGUGUUCGCCUUCGCUCUGGCUGGAGAAGAAGUGCUUACCCGCUCACCAUUUUAUGCUGCGACCUCUGACCCCUGGACCAUGAGACUGGAGCGCGCUCCGCCCCUAUCUGAGCCGGCCAAAUGAGCUCUGGUCUGCCGAAGACGAUAAAAAAAAGACAAGAAAGAAAAUCUCUUUAAUCUCCAUGUCUGUUCAGCUCCAGGAAACUAAAGCACCUUUUUUAAAGAAAAGAAAAGUGAGAUCAGUGAACUAAGCCUGCUUAUGUGGCUGUGUUUUUUUGUUUUGUUUUUGAAAACGCUUUCUAAUUAAACAAUUUCAAAGAUGCCAUGUUAAAUAAUAGUUUCAGCCCUGUGGAUGUUUGCACAUCAUUUGAAAAGAGGUACUGUGGAGAACAUUUCAGAGUACUGUUAUUUGCAUUAUUUCUCUACAAGGCUGUAGAAAUUAAGUUUAGUUCAAAAAUCUAUUAACACAUUUCUACAAUAUCCUCUGAAGCAAGAUAAAAUCAGGCUUUUAUUUUUGAAAAUAAUUCAUAUGCAAGAAACUGUUUCCUACAUCCAGAGCAGGGCUGAUUGUUAUUUGAAUUAAUGAUGAUAAUGAAAGUAACAUUUUUGAUUUAAUAACCAAAUUAUUUAUGGUAGAAUUAGUUUUGUUUAUAUCUGAAACAUUCCCCUAUCCUUCAAUGAAGAAGGGAAGUGACAAAAAUAAAUAAAAUACAAUCCUAAUAAAUUUAAUCUUUCAUCCAAACAUCUCACCCUGAUGUUUAUUAUGGAUGGCUGGGUUAAGGUGUUGAAAAGGCACGAACAACUAUUAGAUUACAGCAGGGCAUCGUCUGCCACACGUCCUGAAAGUACGAUUGUUUCCAGCAUAUUUAAUAAUCCAAAACAUAGGGAACUCACUUGAAAAAUAAAUAAAAUCAGGAUGUUAGAUGAUGUGUUUUGUUCCUCUCACUGCCUUGUUCUGAUUCAAGCUCCUCGUCUGCACUAUUGUACAUAGACACAAACGUUUGGCCAUUGCGGUGUUAAUUGCUGAUGAUGUAAAAGAAAAAAAAAGGAUGACGGACAAACGACUCUUAGGCAUCCAUCCAAAGAUGUGUACUUUGAUAUUUCACAGACUUGAAUAAGAUUCGGUUUCGAUGUUUUCAUGUAUAUAUUUCUGACUAAUCAAACUGCCGCUUUAGCUUUACAGUAUGCUUGUGAUUUUUGUUUUUUUUUUCUGCUGCAAAAAGUCAUGAGGGUUUCAGGCCCCUGUUUCCAUAUAAUGUUGAUCUCUGAUUUGUGUAUAAAGACGUUCAAAAAGUAUUUGAAUUGAAAUGGGAAAGUAUUUUCUUGCUAUUUAUGCAUAUUUAAAUGAAUGAGCCUUGGCUAUAUUUUGCAAAUCGUUUUAUAAAGACACUAAAUGUUGAACUUU